ACAGAUACAUUUCUCUCGCAUUAUGGAAUCGUUGCGUAUAUUUCACGAUUUCAAGCUAGACAAUCUCGACCAAGAUUGGAUCAAGUCAGUUUGGGAUGCGGAGUUUGUGACUUACGACGAACCACCUGAUGAUUAUCUCGAGUACCUGGAGAGCGGCAACGCGAGACAGUUGUUGUACAAGUGUCGUCUUAGUCUGAAAGCAUGGAUCGUCGCCAAGGAAUGUGAGCGUGAAACCUCCGAAUAUUCGUGGCAAGCUCUGAUGAUCUUGAAUAUCAACAUACGUGGUCUGCUUGCCAUGCUUGGUUACAUAAUCAAGACUGGACAAUGUGCUGAGAUCGAGGAAGACCUCAGACAGGCUUGUCUGGAAGCUACAAGUUUGUAUCUUAUGUUUCUCACAAUACCUGGUAGCAAUGCAUUUGGAAUUUAUCAUCCCAACUUGUACCAGAGAGCACUCAAAACCUUGAAGAUGUCAGAAAGCUUAGUUUCGCCCGUUAGAAAAAAUAAUAAAGAAACAAAUGUGAUAAAUUCUAGUAUUGAUGAUGAAUCAACAGAUUGUUAUGUUAUGAUAGAUUCAAAAAAGUUAAAGCUCAUAAAAGAAUUGAAUAGGAUUAUUUGUGAUCUUGUUGCAAUGUUAAAGUCAUUUCGAUUCAAGGAACAUAAGGAAUCCUUGGAUAUUACAAUACGCACGUUAUUAGAUAUUACAAGACUGGAGAUGUACAUUAAGCCUCACAACAAUAAUGGACUAACAUCGUUGUCUCAAAAUGCAUUUAUGACUUUGCAAGAACUAUGCGGUAGCAAUCAUGGCACUAUCGCCAUAACUAUAAUGUUAAUAGCACAAUACAUGCUGCCUGAUUUGUUAUUUCAUCAUACAAAUGUGCAACCAAAGUCUAUUAUUAUCGUACAUGAAGCAAUUAUAUAUUUUUUUAAAAAUUUGUUAAAAAUUCAUGAGAUAGAAACAAUGCAGGCAGUUGUAACUUUAAUACAUCAGUUGAUGGUAAAAUGUCCAGAAAGGUCGGAAGGUCGCCAAAGACAAGCAGCUGUUAUAAUAAAACUGUUAAAUAUAUGUAACAAAGAUAUUAUAAUUACGAUUUUCAAAGAUAUAAUAUUAUUUUCACACAAUGGUAAGAUAUCUUACAGACUAUUCGCACAAGAAAUCAUAGGAAAGCUCUUGACGGAAUUUUCUUUAUCAAACGACGAAGAUUUAAACAAAGAUAUGAAAAUGAAAAUGAGAGUAAUUUUAGUAGCCGUUGUAUCGUCCCGUUGUGUGGAUCAAUCAAUCUUGGUAAGAGGAAAAGCCAUGGCAACAUUUGCCUCGUUUUCCGAUUGCAAUGAUGAUGCCGAUAAAAUGAUUCUUGAAAAGAUAUUUAACACUUUAACUUCGGAUAAACAAUUUCCUGUCCUCGACGAAUUGGAAAGAGCGUUGUCGCAGGACAUUGAUCCAUUACCAGGAUCAAAUACUAUUGUUGCAAUGUUACUAGACAGAGUUAACGACGAGCGUGCGUUGGUUCAACGAAGCGCUUUGAAAAUUCUAAGAAAUUUAUCCAUUAUGUUCCCAGCACUUAUAGACAGGAUGAUGCGUGUGAUAAGCGAUCGUUGCAGGGAUCCCACCUUGACUGUGCGUCAAUUUGCAGUGCACGUUCUUUCAGAGAUUUUACAACAAUUUCCUCAUAAUUCGAGCCUCCUCGACGAAUGGACACAAGCUGUUAUACCGCAGAUAUACGAUAUCGAAGUUAAAGUACAAGAAAAGGUAUUGGAAUGUUUGGAAAAUGUAUUGCUAAAUAGGAUAAUGAAAGCCUCUACAUACAUUCCGGAUGCGGCUAAUAAUCUCCCGUGGAAAGUGCUGGAGAAAUUGAGUAAUAUGAAAAUGAGAAAACAUUUGUCGAAAGCUUGCGGUUUGUGGAUUAAGAACGGCGUUAUUACCAAUACUGUGAUAUCGAAUUUGCAGUCGCAUAUCGGAACAGAUAAUAAUAUAGGCGCGUGGAUACUGUUAGCUGCCUUAGUUGAGAAUAUGAAGAUUCCGACUAUGGAUAAAUAUAUCGCGAAUUAUAAGGAAAUUAUCCAGAAGAAUGAUUAUCAUGCAAGUUUGGUUCUGCAUGUUUUGAGGCAUGCAUGGUGCGUUUUAGAUCGCAAUUGCCUCGAGGACCUCCAUCAGUAUCUCUACAACUGUAUUUGCCUCUUUGAGAUCACAUUCAAUUUAAUCAGCAUUUGCCUGGAUAUCCUGAACGCCGUACUACGAUAUUUGCACGCUGAAAACGGUAGUCAGGUAAUGGAAGCGAAUAUGCUGAAACUAAUGGAAUUGUCAGAGGCGGAGAUUCAAAGUUUAAGUCUGGAAGAAAGUGUAAGUCUUACGCAAGAGACACUUAAGGUAAGAGCUAUAUGUACAUUGGGACAUGCAUCGCUUUUGUGCACCAACAAGAUUUCGUCGUCAACUCUACAGGCUCUAGAACGAUUGUUGCUACAAUGGGAAUCAUUGCCGGAAGUUACGAAAGAGACCAAGAAUCUGCAGGCAUCCGCGGUAGUCAUUCUUUGCCAGCAAGCACUGAGAGAUCGUGAAAUCGCGAAAAAAGUCACACCGAUAUUCGGUAAACUGAUGCUCCAAGAAACAUAUUCGGAGCCGUCGAUAAAGACCGCAGUCAAGAUAAACGCCGCGAAAGCAUUGGCUGAUAUUUGUGUGAGAUUUACUGAUCUAGUAGAGCCGUAUUUGCCUGACAUGUGCAUCAGUAUGAAGGAUUCGAAUCCGGGAGUGAGAGAAGCUAUAAUUGUAAUAUUUACUCAACUGCUGCUGGAAGAUUUUAUAAAGAUGAAGGGACCAUUCUUUUUUCAUAUAUUGACGAUGCUAUCAGAUGCGGAUAGUAUGAUACGCGAGCUGACAAUCUUCCUAGUGGAAGAGAAACUCCUAGCGAAGAAUAAGACUUUAAUUUUUAAGCAGUUUGUUGAAAGUAUAUAUCAUUACAACAAUUAUCGGUCCCAUAGUGCGUUCUGUGGCCACAGACUGAGCGAUCGAGAGAGGAAACUGUUGACGCUACCUGGAAGGGUGAAUCAAGAUAAACGUAACAUCAUUUACGAAUAUAUGUUGCAACAUUUGGACGCGUCGGCGAAGCUUAAAUUAGUUAUGAAACUAACUAAGAAUAUACUUGGUGAAAUAUGUGAUCAUAAUUCCAUCGAUGUUACGACGGAGGAAGGGGCGUGUGUCUUGAAGGAUGUGAUGUUCAUAAUCGGCAAUAAUCGUCUACAACUCUCGUCGUCCGGUGAAAAGCAAAAAGAUGAUACACCGGAGCUCGAUGAAACUUCUAACACGCCAAUUAAUAAUAACGCAGUGAAUGUUAUCAUAGCGGCGAUGAAGAAACAUAAUUUAGACAAUUUAUUACCCACAUUAAUUGCGCUGAAGAAAAAACUUGCUGCUUUGAAGUCUCAUUUAGAAGAUGAUGCAGAGAGUUUAUUAUUCAAGAUCUACUCGGAAUACGACGAAGAGCAGUUACUCGAUGUAUUAAAUGAAUAUCCUGAAUUGGAAAAAGAAAUGAAUCAUUAUCAACGGAAACUGAAAGACAAACCCACUUCGGAGAACGAUGGUAGGGGCGCUAAUUCAUCAUUUAUAAAUCACAGGAAUCAUUCGGAAUUAUUGGAUCUAUGCAGGCAAUCGACGCCAAAAAUUUUACUUCAUCGUCUUUCACCUUCGAUGAUAAUGCGUUACAGAAACAAAUCGAUAGAUUCUGGUAUUUGCUCGCAGCAACUCGCAACACCUUGCGACGAUACGUUAGAUCCAAAUUCGACACACUUGGAAAGAUUGUUGUCGAUACAAACGCCACCUCCAGAGCCGAAUCUUGUUUCCAGUACUUCUACAUCAACUCAAAAUUCAUGUCCUAGCGAUUCUUUUACGCCAAAGGAAUUGCUGAUACGACAUAGAUCCUUAAGCAAGCGGGAAUAUGCUCCUCGAUAUAAGUUCCAUAAGAAAUAAUAUGAAACCCGAAUGAUGAUUUCGAACACGCAUCAUGAGAAUUGUCUAGGAAUUACUUCACGUACAAAUUUACCUACCUCGUAA
Camponotus floridanus (Florida carpenter ant) is the source of this 4039-nucleotide messenger RNA. Its product is annotated as condensin-2 complex subunit D3. Gene Ontology annotation, cellular component: condensed chromosome, centromeric region. The record is from RefSeq and is a predicted model, not a curated record. The transcript has 2 exons. Gene Ontology annotation, molecular function: histone binding. The coding region runs from base 23 to 3955 and encodes 1310 amino acids. NCBI's taxonomy places the organism in Eukaryota, Metazoa, Arthropoda, Insecta, Hymenoptera, Formicidae. Gene Ontology annotation, biological process: meiotic chromosome condensation; mitotic chromosome condensation.